This is a messenger RNA of Symbiodinium pilosum, 273 nucleotides long. Lineage: Eukaryota; Dinophyceae; Suessiales; Symbiodiniaceae. The record is from the annotation of a GenBank genome assembly.
AUGCAAUUGGCGAUUAUUUCGAGCUGCCCCCGGAGAAGUGUUGUGUGGAAGAUGCCUUCAUUGUGCGGUAUGCGACAGACUCGCAACGGGGCCUGGCCUUGCACCGGGAUGGGUCGAUCGUCAGCGCGAUCAUUACGCUGUCCGACGAGAGCGAUUACGUUGGAGGUGGUACUGAGUUCCUGGAUGGUAGCGUGUAUCGACCUUCCCAAGGUGGCGGCAUCCUCUUCGGAGGGCAGCGGCUCCACGGCGGGGUCGAGAUUCAGCGCGGCGCAC